Messenger RNA from Loxodonta africana (African savanna elephant), 447 nucleotides. Its product is annotated as glial fibrillary acidic protein-like. Gene Ontology annotation, cellular component: cell projection; cytoplasm; intermediate filament. Gene Ontology annotation, molecular function: structural constituent of cytoskeleton. The record is from RefSeq and is a predicted model, not a curated record. NCBI's taxonomy places the organism in Eukaryota, Metazoa, Chordata, Mammalia, Proboscidea, Elephantidae. Gene Ontology annotation, biological process: regulation of chaperone-mediated autophagy; intermediate filament organization. The coding region runs from base 1 to 447 and encodes 148 amino acids. The transcript has 3 exons.
AUGGAGGAGAGUAGCUGGUGGGUUCGAACUGCCUUGACCUGCAACCCGGAGUCCCUGCGUGACACGAAUGAGUCGCUGGAAAGGCAGAUGCGGGAGCAGGAAGAGCGCCACGCGCGGGAGGCGGUGAGUUACCAGGAGGCGCUGGCCCGGCUGGAGGAGGAGGGGCAGAGCCUCAAGGACGAGAUGGCCCGCCACCUGCAGGAGUACCAGGAGCUGCUCAACGUCAAGCUGGCCCUGGACAUCGAGAUCGCCACCUACAGGAAGCUGCUGGAGGGCGAGGAGAACCGGUGCGCACUGCCUACAGCAGUAGGGAAUUCCCACUGCCCCUCCUUGCUGCCCUUGAUAGAGUCGGCCUUGCUCUCUUCAGGAGCUGUGCAGUGUUUGGCCUUGUGUCCAGCUUCCCUCAUGCCCCAACGCCCAGUACUGCGCCUGCUUAACACACAGUAG